CGUGCCGAGUGAAUUACACAAACAUUUAUGCAGUCGGACGGGGAGGAAACGCUGCUGCAUUCAUGUUUCGAUUCGCUGAAGAACGCAGUCAUGGGUUGCUGCUAUAGCAUUUGCCACAAAGAAUCUGAUCCACAGGAGAACACAGUGAAUGAACGGACUCACUUGUUGGAAGUGGCGGAACAGCAGCAGGAGGCGCCGGUGCCGGCUGCGUCGGCGACUACACCGCCGCGGAAGCCCGACGAACAGAGCGCGCUCAACCGGAUCCUCCAUGAGACUGCUACGAACGUGAUCGACGUGGGCGCGCUGGGCCCGUACACGCUGGAGGCGGGCGCGUACAGCGAGCGCGUGCGCGCGUACACGGCGCGGCUGUGCGCCGCCCCCGCGCCGCCGCCGCCCGCGCCGCGCGCGCUGCUGCAGGACGUGUCGCUGGCCGAGCGGAACGCGCUGCUCGGCAAGCCGGGCUUGGCCAGCGAGGACAAGGAAUUUGUCAAAUCUCGGUAG
Molecule: messenger RNA, 501 nt
Organism: Hyposmocoma kahamanoa
Lineage: Eukaryota; Metazoa; Arthropoda; Insecta; Lepidoptera; Cosmopterigidae
Gene: Lamtor1
Exons: 4
Coding region: 28-501 (157 amino acids)
Biological process (GO): cellular response to amino acid stimulus; positive regulation of MAPK cascade; endosomal transport
Cellular component (GO): Ragulator complex; late endosome membrane; lysosome
Molecular function (GO): guanyl-nucleotide exchange factor activity; molecular adaptor activity
Source: RefSeq, a predicted model, not a curated record